Messenger RNA from Trichomonas vaginalis G3, 405 nucleotides. RefSeq lists its product as uncharacterized. NCBI's taxonomy places the organism in Eukaryota, Parabasalia, Trichomonadida, Trichomonadidae. The record is from RefSeq and is a predicted model, not a curated record. The coding region runs from base 1 to 405 and encodes 134 amino acids. The transcript has a single exon. Gene Ontology annotation, molecular function: protein binding.
AUGAGUUCCUUGAACGGGCUUGCCUCAGAUUGCCAGACAGAAAUUCUUGCACAGUUAUACGAUGUUUGCGAACAGAGAGGCGUUAAGGACGAAGUUCUCAAAAACGCUCAAGAUAUGGCAACAGUCGCUUGCAGAAACGUUCUCAAUCCAGAAGAAACUCCAUUAAAAACAUUCGAUGGUGUUCCAAAAGAUAAAACUUUCGAACUUCAACUUAUUUAUGACUUCUUAAAGCAAUCAGGUUUCAAUUUUGCCGCAAAUUGCCUUAAAUUCGAAUCACAACAGCCAGAAUUGCUCGAAAACUUUAACCGUCGUCAGCUUGGUAAAGAAUCACAUUUCUGCACUUACGACAAGACACCAUACCUUGUUCAGAUUAUUCGCGAAAUUCAACGUGCUGAGAAGCAAUAA